Messenger RNA from Tilletiopsis washingtonensis, 1350 nucleotides. RefSeq lists its product as hypothetical. The record is from RefSeq and is a predicted model, not a curated record. Bases 1 to 1350 code for a protein of 449 amino acids. The transcript is spliced from 6 exons. Lineage: Eukaryota; Fungi; Basidiomycota; Exobasidiomycetes; Entylomatales.
AUGGACGCCUCCGACUCCGUCGAGCGCACGCGCCUCAACGUGCUUGAGCUCGCGCGCAACCUCUACUCGCACGACGCCGAGCUGCUCGCGGGCGCCGUCGACAAGGCCUUUGCCUCCAACGCCACGUAUGCCGGACACGGCCUCAAGAUCUCAGGCGCAAGCCGCAUCAAGCACGCGGCGGCACUCAACAAUGCCAUCGACGUCGGCUCGGCGCCCGAGCUGAGCGCCGAGGAUGUCGAGUGGGACGAGAGCUCCAAGACAGCCACGCUCUCGACGGUGCGCUACGUGUCGCCGCGCGGCAUGCCGCUCUUCUCCUUUGCCAUUCCCGUGCGCACCGUGCUGCACUUUGGCGGCCCGAGCAAGUCGCUGCAGGUCACGCACAUCGCCGAGGAGUGGCCGCUCGAUGCGUUCCUGCAGCGCACGCCCGUCGUUGGCACGCUCGAACGCACGAUUUUCACGCCGCUCGCCACGCUCGCCUUCGUGCAGCUGGCGGGCAUCUACCACGCGCUCUCCUCGCACCUCUCCUCGACGUCGCGCAAGCUCGUCGAGCCCACGGCCGCGGCGGCAAAGGUGCGCGUGCCCGCCGGCGUCGAGCGCGGCUUUGUGCGCGGCACCGAGGUGGCGCAGGGCUGGGGCUCGGGCCUCGUCGAGCGUGCCGUCAACCUCAGCGAGGCACCGCUGCGUGCGCUUGAGCGCGCUGCGCAGACCAGCACCAGCAUCCUGAGCCGCGUCUCGCCCAUCGAGCUGCCGACGCCCUUCAUCUACCAGGCGCCGGAGCGCAAGCGUCCUGCGUCGUCGUCGCAGAGCAACGGCAAGAAGGAGGAGAAGUCUGAGUCGAAGGACGACGACGCCAAGAAGGCUGAGAAGCCGGAGCAGGACGAGUCGGCGGCCGCCGAGGAGCAGCCUGCCGCCGCCACGGUGCAGGUCUCGGCGACGGCCGAGGAGCCGGCCAAGGAGAUCAGCAUCCCGGCACGCGUCAACAACGAGGCGCCGCAGGCCGAGGCCACGACGCAGCUCGAGGAGCCCAAGGCUGCAGACGCACCCAAGGAGACGCUCUUUGACCGCAUCGAGGUGCCCGACCUCACGACGGGCCACGCAGCGAGCCAGAAGCCGCAGGGCCACCUGCUCGCCGUGCCGACGAGCCCCAACGUCGGCGGCGGGCACAGCUCGGGCAGCGAGGAGGAGCACGAGCACGACGACGAGGAGCGCAAGACGGGCGGCGGCGGCGGCGCGGGCAAGAAGAGCCGCCGGAACAAGAAGAAGAAGAGCAAGAAGGACAAGGACGCCGCUGCGGCGCCUGCGGCCGCGCACGAGAAGCCGCCGACGUUCAAGGAGAGCCUGCAGUCGUAA